GGAGCCGCCGCGCGCUCAGCAGCGAGGCUUAAAGAAUCACAAUAAUAACACUUCCCCAAAAAAUCGUACAAAAAGGGCGAGCGAUCGCAGGUGAUCGAGGCGAGCGAUCCUGGGGGAAGGCGAGGCCAGGCGCUGGAGGCAGAGGGCGGGGCCUGGCUCAGGGAAACCCGAGUGGACAGAAAGUAACUUUGCAAGGCGCAGCAUGGCAGUGGCAGUAGCGGAACGCCCGGGCAGGCUCUGCGGACGGGUGCCGCGGCUGUGAGCGCGCAAGCGGAGAGGGUUGAUCGCGGGGCCAAGCGGAAGGUGCCCCGGCUGGGCUCGGCUCGGAGGAGUCCCUGCGAGAUCGCGGCAGGCUGAGACCGAGGGACUUGGAGAGAGAAAAAACGACCCGGGUUUAUUAUUAUUAUCAUUAUUGCAAUCCGGGUUGCGCGAUUUGGCUUUGGAGUAGGUGGGAACCUGCGGCCAGCUUGCCUCUCUUCAUUGUUGUCCAGGCACAUCAGGCUUCCUCCUCCUCCUCCGGAGCCGGUCCGGUAACCGGGCAGCGUUCAAGGGAUCGGGCGGGCGCCGCCGGAGCGCACAGCCAGGCGAGGCGAGCGGGCGCCGGAGCGCUCCAGCCGCGCGUCAUGGAGAGCGCGCACAGCUCGACGGCCGAGGAGGUGCUGCGGCGCUUCGGCGUGCGCGAAAGCUGCGGGUUGAGCGCGGAGCAGGUGCGGCGGAACCGGGAGAAGUACGGCGCCAACGAACUCCCUGCUGAAGAAGGAAAAUCGCUCCUGGAGCUGAUAUUAGAGCAGUUCGAAGACCUCCUAGUUCGGAUCCUCCUCUUGGCUGCCUUCGUUUCCUUUAUCCUGGCCUGGUUUGAGGAAGGGGAAGAAACAGUGACGGCUUUCGUGGAACCCAUAGUUAUUAUCAUGAUCCUCCUUGCCAAUGCGGUGGUGGGGGUGUGGCAGGAGAGGAAUGCAGAGAGUGCGAUUGAAGCCUUGAAGGAAUAUGAACCAGAAAUGGGGAAGGUGAUCAGGGCAGAUAGGAACGGAGUUCAACGGAUCCGAGCACGCGACAUUGUCCCAGGAGAUAUUGUAGAGGUGGCAGUUGGUGACAAGGUGCCUGCCGAUAUCCGGAUCAUUGAGAUCAAGUCGACGACGUUACGAGUAGACCAGUCCAUUCUCACUGGUGAAUCUGUUUCUGUUAUCAAACACACAGAUCCAGUCCCUGACCCCAGGGCUGUCAACCAGGAUAAAAAGAACAUGCUUUUUUCCGGUACCAACAUUGCUGCAGGAAAAGCGGUUGGCGUCGUCAUUGCCACGGGAGUGUACACUGAAAUUGGGAAGAUCAGGAACCAGAUGGUCGCCACCGAGCCUGAGAAAACCCCCCUGCAGCAGAAGUUGGACGAAUUCAGCCAGCAGCUCUCGAAAGUCAUCUCCCUGGUCUGCAUCGCCGUUUGGGUCAUCAACAUUGGCCACUUCAGUGACCCCGUGCACGGCGGCUCUUGGUUCCGUGGGGCAAUAUAUUACUUCAAGAUUGCCGUGGCCUUGGCCGUGGCGGCAAUUCCCGAAGGGCUUCCGGCGGUCAUCACCACUUGCCUGGCGCUGGGCACCCGCCGGAUGGCCAAGAAGAACGCCAUCGUGAGGAGCCUCCCUUCCGUGGAGACCCUUGGCUGUACAUCGGUCAUUUGCUCUGACAAGACGGGCACUUUGACGACCAAUCAGAUGUCCGUGUUCAGGAUGUUCAUUGUUGAGAAGAUAGAAGGAAUCCAUUGCAGCCUACAUGAGUUCACUAUCUCCGGGUCUACGUACACGCCGGAGGGACAAAUUUUCAAGAAUGACAGGCCUGUUCGCUGUGGACAGUUUGACGGCCUGGUGGAACUCGCCACAAUUUGUGCCCUUUGCAAUGACUCCUCCCUAGAUUACAAUGAGUCCAAGAAAGUCUACGAAAAAGUGGGCGAAGCCACAGAAACGGCCUUGACAUGCCUGGUGGAGAAGAUGAACGUUUUCGACACGGAUACCAGCAGCCUCUCCAAAGUCGAGAGGGCCAACGCGUGCAAUACAGUGAUCAAGCAGCUGAUGAAGAAGGAGUGCACCCUUGAAUUUUCCCGUGACCGCAAGUCCAUGUCGGUUUACUGCACGCCAGUGCCGACCAACCACAACUCUUCUGGGAGCAAGCUCUUCGUCAAGGGUGCCCCAGAGAGCGUUAUCGAGCGCUGCAACUACGUCCGCGUCGGUGGCAACCGAGUUGCCCUGACUCUCUCCGCCAAGGAGAAGAUACUCUCCAAGAUCCGGGAGUGGGGCACCGGCAUUGACACUCUGCGCUGCCUCGCAUUGGCCACGAGAGACCACCCUCCCCGGAAGGAGGAAAUGCGUCUGGACGAUUCCAGCCAGUUCAUCAACUACGAGAACAACCUGACCUUUGUGGGUUGUGUGGGGAUGCUGGACCCUCCUCGGAAGGAAGUGAUGCUGUCCAUCGAGAUGUGCAAGAAAGCCGGCAUCCGGGUCAUCAUGAUCACUGGCGACAACAAAGGGACGGCCGUGGCCAUCUGCCGGAGGAUUGGGAUCUUCUCGGAGAGUGAAGAGGUGGCGGACAAAGCCUACACGGGGAGGGAAUUCGACGACCUCUCGCCGGAGGACCAGAGCAACGCCUGCCGAUCUGCUCGCUGCUUUGCCCGCGUGGAGCCUGCCCACAAGUCCAAGAUAGUGGAGUACCUGCAGUCGUUCAAUGAAAUCACAGCUAUGACCGGCGACGGAGUGAACGAUGCCCCGGCGUUGAAGAAAGCCGAAAUUGGCAUUGCCAUGGGCUCCGGCACAGCGGUGGCAAAGUCGGCGGCGGAAAUGGUCUUGUCCGAUGACAACUUCUCCACCAUCGUCGCAGCCGUGGAGGAGGGCCGUGCCAUCUAUAACAAUAUGAAGCAGUUCAUCCGCUACCUCAUUUCCUCCAACGUCGGAGAAGUGGUCUGUAUCUUCCUGACAGCCAUCCUUGGCCUCCCCGAAGCGUUGAUCCCAGUCCAGCUGCUUUGGGUCAACCUGGUGACCGAUGGGCUGCCAGCGACGGCUCUCGGCUUCAAUCCGCCUGACCUUGACAUCAUGGACAAGCUGCCACGGAAUCCCAGGGAGCCUCUGAUCAGCGGGUGGCUCUUUUUCCGCUACCUUGCCAUUGGAGUGUAUGUUGGCUUUGCCACUGUGGGUUCAGCUACCUGGUGGUUCUUGUAUGACCCCGAAGGACCACAAGUUACCUUCCACCAGCUGAGGAACUUCAUGCGAUGCACAGAGGACAACCCCAUCUUCGAAGGCGUCGACUGUGACAUUUUCGAAUCACGUUACCCGACCACCAUGGCGCUCUCUGUGCUGGUGACCAUUGAGAUGUUAAAUGCACUCAACAGUGUGUCUGAAAACCAGUCGCUGCUCAGGAUGCCUCCUUGGCUGAACCUCUGGCUCCUGGGGGCCAUUGUCAUAUCCAUGGCUCUGCACUUCCUGAUCCUCUACAUGAAGCCAUUGCCUCUGAUCUUCCAGGUGACACCACUUAGCUGGCCCCAAUGGGUAACGGUGCUGAAAAUCUCCUUACCGGUUAUCCUGCUGGAUGAAGGACUCAAGUACCUUUCCCGCAAUCAUUUAGAUGGAAGAGAUGCUAAGAAAUGAAAUGACACCAAAAGGAACUCAAUUUCUCCGCAAUUGAACCCUCAGCUCCUAACUGGGACUGAAGAAUCUGCAUGCCUGAACAUCACCAGAAGCCAACGAGGAAUAUGCAUGCUUUUGAAAAAAGUGUCGGACUUAAUGCGGGUGAAUCGUUAAAGAAAAGGAAAAUAACAAACAACCUGGUUUUAUUUUUAGUUUUGUUUUUACUCUUGUUACGUAGCUUCCCCUUCCACCCUUGUACAUAGUGGUGGAAAGACUGGACAGCUAAAUUAUGGCUUAGGGGGUAGAAGUUUGCAAUGUCAUGAAGGCAGGAGAGCCCAGAUCCUUAAAGGUCUGCUUCUUCAAAAUGUAAUCUUUUCCCCCCUAUAAUUUUCUCUUCUUCCCCACCCUCCAAAUCUUCAGUGCCCUAAAAACCUGUAUUUUUCUGUCUCGGAAAGGAAGUGAGCUUGUGGUAGUUUCAGGGAGAGUUCUUGACAGACGCCACCCCUGCUCAGGAAAAGGUAGCAUUAAGUGUUACCCUUGAUGCUCUGACUUAAUUUAACUCUCACCUGAAACCCAUAAGGGGAAAAUCACACAAAUUGCUUUGGAGAUUUUUUUCCCCUACCCCAAGUUGCAUUCCAAUGUAUCUCAAGGUAGUCAAAUACCCCUAAAUCCAAUCAACAAUGCGCUAUCAGAAGAAGAUUCUUUUAUGUAUUUAUUUUAUAAAUUUGCAUGCUGUGAAUCAAAUGGGGGGAAUCAUACCUAGGCAAUGAAGAUAACAAAAUUGGCUUAACACAAUCUGUUUUAAAGCCAUCAGAAGUCAGAUCAGCCCAAGAACUGGGAAAGCUUGAGUAAAUAAUGAUGUUUUAAGUUCUUAAGGAAUCUGUUUCCUUUGAUCAGUUUUUGUUGAAAAAUGCUGUGGGACAUUUUUGUUACUAACAUUGUCUGGGACUAAAAAAAGGAAAUAAUCCCAGUAGCAAAAAUAAAUCAUUUUCUUGGGAUAAAUUUCCCCUGGACUCUCCAAAAGAAAACUGUCUGGGCACAUAAAUUGAGCCAGAGUUGUAGAUAAUUUGGGGCAAUGGCAAAACUUGGGAUAUUUAAUCUUCUCCCAGAUGCUUCUUUGGAACGCAGAAAGAAAACGGUCAAUGGUAAGUGGCUGAAAUAUGUGGGCAUUAUUUACUACUGAACAUUGUCUUAGGUCAGCCUUGCACAACCUGGUUGUGAUCCAGAUGUUUGGGAUCACAACCCCCAUCAACCAGCAGAGCUGCGCUAACUCGGGCAGAUGGGACUUGAAGUCCUAAACACCUGGAAGGGCAUAACUAUGCUGUAGAUCUUUGUGUAAAUUCUGCAGCGAAAAGUGCCCUGGGGGUGUAAUUGCAACCCCAAAGGUCUGAGUUAAUUUCAGUCCCAUUCAUUUAUCCUGCCUUUCAGUCUAACAACCCUGGGAAUUAUUGGGAGUCCUGUGGGGGGCUGAAUGCUGAAUGGUGUCUGUACACCACAAAACUACAAUUCCUAAGGUUGAGGAUUCUGUGUUUAUGCUGUGUUUUCAUUUGCUGUUUUUAUGUGAGAGAUGCAAUUCCAGUUUAAGCUGUUUUCAACCACGUUUGGUUGGGUAGGUCUGCUUUGCACUAGGGCAGUGAAUGCUAUCAACGGGGCACUGUUGCCACCAUACUAACAUAACAUUUAAAAAUGUGGGUGUUGCACCUUCAUCUCAGGGAUGUUACUGUGGCACUUUUAGGUUCAUCCUAGCGCCGCAAAAGUUGGAGUGUUUGCCGUGACUAAUUCUUGCACAAUUUAAUUUGCUACAAAAUCUUUUUAGGGUGGGGUGGAUUCUGGUGCAUUAUCCUGCCACAUUAUCCUGCCACCUUUUUUUCUUGUUAAGGGUUUCCAUGACCCUUGAGACACAUAUCAGAACCCAUGUGUCUUACCUUUCAAACUGGUCACAUUAAGCCAAGAAGAAAUUCCGUGGACCAUUUGGAAUAAGCAACUGCAGAACUGAGAAUGCAUUAACCAAAUCUGAGGGGAACCCCUGAAGGUGAAUGAGGGCUGAGCAAGCUGGGGAAAAACUUCCUUAUAUCUCCAGGCUAACAAACGCUGGAUCUGUUUGAUGUUCUUGAUUGUCAUGCACAGACAAAUUAAGUCACAGGCACAUAUUGUUAAAUGCACAGCAGCAGUGCCAGGAAAGAAGGUGGCAACCCAUUGUGUGUGUCACGUUCCUAUAGUUAUUGCUUUGCUAAUUGAGUUUCAUCCCCUCUGUGUCUCAACUUGGGCUAUGCAUUUGUUUGCUUUAUUUAUAGAUACCUGGUCCAUGUGUUGUGCUAAGGCAAACCAUGGUUUACGGUGAAUGCCCUGGCUCCCGAAGAGGAGAUUGCAGUUGCUGCUGGUUUGUUCUGCUGCUGGUUUGAAUUAAGCCAUGGUUUCGUUUAGCUUGUUGUCCAAACCUGAGCUUGUCGUUUAACUCUCCUGGACAAAGAACAAGCCAUAACUCCUAGGACAGUCCUUGGGUACUGCUCACGUUUAGCCUGUAGAGAGCUAAACCAGGAGUCCAGGUUCAGAGAGCAUGCUAAGCCAAAUUAUGGUUUGAUUUAGCAUGGGACAGCGGCCAAAGGGUCCCAUUCUCUAGGAUUCCACAUGUUGGUGCUAAGCCAGGCUUAAUAUAACAUGCAAAUCCAUUGCUAAAUUUAAAACAUUGUUUAAACCUACUUAUCUGUCAUCUUUCCCAACCCAAAGAUAUCUCAGAACUGUAGUUUUUAGGCUAUGAAUAUUUAGAGAAAAAUGAUGCAAAGGUUUGUUUUUCUUUUGUGAGUUUGAAACUGCUCCCCCCCAAAAAUAAACUUUUUGAUGCCUUUUCUUGCAAAGCUGUUCACUUACCAGCUUACCUUGCCCUCAUUCUCUCACUUACCCUUACUGAUGUCAUCAGGUAGACCAGGCUAGCCAAUGGGAUGCCCUUCAGCAGUUGUGGGAUUACAACUACCAUCAGCCCCAGCCAAUGGUCAGCGAUGAUGGGGGGUUGUAGCCGACCAACAGCAACUGUACUAGACCGUCUGCUCCUGAGAUAGCAAAGCAUGAUAGGCUGCACAGUACUGCAGCAGCAACCUUCUCGUGGCGUGAUUCCUGCUUGGCUGGACUUUCCCUGGGGUGAAUCCUAGAAGGCAGAGGAAGCAGCAAGUGGGUAAACAAAGGCCAGGAAACAGGAUACGAAUUUGUAUAUUCUAAACUGGUGGGGAAGGAUCUCUGCUGUACCAAUGGCCAAUUUCUACUGAAAACUAAAAGUGGAGAAUCUUUUCUAAAGCCCCAAUCCAGCCUCUUUGCAUCAUUCUCCCUGCUCCAGUGCCCUUCCGGAUAUUUUGGAAUUCUCUUCCCAUCAUCCUGGACCCAUUGCUGUACUGGAGGGCAAGUUUGGAAGGCUGACUCCAAUCUCAUAUCUUAGCUGAGACUAGACAAUUCUAUAAUUCUAUGAAGUUUGUAGCGACCCCUUUAAAUAAUAAUAAAAGAAACAACUACUGGAAUUCUCAGGGAAAGCCUAAACCAGACUCCAGCCUGAUUUUGUAGUAUUUACCUUUGUUGUCUUGGAGGUAACGCUGCACCCUUUAGCAUUUUUGUCGAAGGAUGUGAGUGAGGGGGCAGCCCUAAUUUUUGGCAAAGUCAGGGAAUCACCUCAGGCUCCAGAUGUGGAGGGUAGGGGGCAGUGACAGCCCCCUACAGAUGUUCCCCCAGAGCCCCCUGACCAUUCCAUUCUCUUGGGGAGCAGAGCUGUGUCUGCCACCGAGCCCCUAUAUUAAGGCCCAGGGCACAAUGCUAUCCUGUUGCUUGUGUUUAAAGGAAGAUUCAGCUGCCGAUCUAGCUGGUUUCUGGACAUGAAAUGGAAAGGAGGCCAUCUUGGCCAUACAUUUAAAGUACCGUGAUCCCGCCUUGAACUGUCAUGGCUUCUGCCCCAAAGAAUUCUGGGAGCUGUGGUUCUUUGAGGGUGCUGAAAGUUGCUAGGAGGCGCCUAUUUCCCUCACAGAGCUACAGUUCCCAGAGAAGAGGGAUUGAUUUAGUUAGUCCACUGUGGGAACUGUCGUUCUGGAAGAGGAAUCCAUGACUGUUUAAAGUGGUAUCAUAAUGCUUUAAAUGCAUGGUGCCCCGCAGCAAAAAUGUCUUAGGCCAGCCCUGCCUAGGUUGAAAUAUUCUCAGUGUAGUUAUAGCAGGCUAAAAUCUGACAGGUACCCCCGAAAAGUUCAUCUGUGGAUUUAUACCGUUUUUUGGUUUUUGUUUUAAGAGAGACAGGCAAAGAGAGAUCAGUCACACAUAUUGGACCUGCUUAAGCAGCUUUUGUUUUAUUUUUUAAAAUGACAAUUCUCCAAUAUGCUGAUUGAAUAUCCGGCAACCCCUUUCUUCUUUAUCACCAGCAUUGUAUAAAAUAAGAUGUUAAUUAAAUAAUUGGGAGCAUCAUCAGGUCUCUGGGAGUGUACAGACUUGAAUAUACUACUGAGUUGGUUUUGCUGUACAGGGAAAAAAAUUCUUGCAUGAAAUGUUGUUACUGUAUUUAAUAUAUAAAUGUAUUCAAGAAAUUUUAAUAUGGAGGUUUUUUGGAGAGGGGGGAAAACCCUUUAUAGAUAACUGUGUGUGAUUUCAGGAAAGUUGUUUUAAGAAACAGAAAGAAAAAUUAUUCUUCACAUUC
Molecule: messenger RNA, 8262 nt
Organism: Zootoca vivipara (common lizard)
Lineage: Eukaryota; Metazoa; Chordata; Lepidosauria; Squamata; Lacertidae
Gene: ATP2A3
Product: ATPase sarcoplasmic/endoplasmic reticulum Ca2+ transporting 3
Biological process (GO): calcium ion transport
Cellular component (GO): membrane
Molecular function (GO): ATP hydrolysis activity; ATP binding; P-type calcium transporter activity
Source: RefSeq, a predicted model, not a curated record